CCCCGCUGCACUUGUUGUCAUGGCUUGAACUUGAUGUGCCGCGAUGCACCUGUGCGCCCACUGCUCCUUCAACGGAGAGCGGGGCUUAUGCGAACGAAUCGGUGGCCACCAUGCCCCGUACUGCCCGAGAUUCAGGGCGACUUGCAAAUUCUGCAACUGCGUGGGCAGCUAUGACUGCAUCAUGAAGGAGCACGGGCUCCAUGAGAAUUUCUGCCCGCGGUUCCGAGGUCAAUGCAAGUUCUGCGGCAUCAUCGGCUCCUACGAGCAGGUGGCCGACGUCAGCCCCUUCCACAAGUGGUUCUGCGAGAGAGCCUCACCCAGGUGUCGUUGCGGCGCGGAGCUGGCGGUGCCGGGGGGGCACCACAAGGUGACCUGCUCCCUGUUCCGCGGAGAAUGCAAGCACUGCCAGUUGGUGGGCCCCAGCUGGUAUGUGACCACCGCCGGCCCGCAGCAUGAUGAGGAAUGCCCACGCCGGUGGAGCUCAUUUGAGCCUGCCCGCGCCAUUCACUUCAGUCCGCUUUAGCAUGUCCCAAAGGCAGGGCAUGCGCGCUGGGCUUUCAGUUGGUGGGAACUCAAGCCGGGGAGCCACUUGCUGAAAACCCGGGGAAAAUGAAGGCUACUGCGGCCGGAUUCUUAAUUCCUUGCAUGGUUCUGGGGACAAAAAUCGGGAAGCAAACACGGAACCAUGUAGGAUGUGCCUCAUUGUGGGCGAUGCCCGUGUUUUGCUCCUCUCCAAAGGAGAGCAGCCAGAAAUGCGUGCCAAAGUGCUGCCGUCU
Molecule: messenger RNA, 776 nt
Organism: Effrenium voratum
Lineage: Eukaryota; Dinophyceae; Suessiales; Symbiodiniaceae
Source: the annotation of a GenBank genome assembly